Messenger RNA from Entelurus aequoreus (snake pipefish), 2172 nucleotides. RefSeq names its product endothelial cell adhesion molecule b (gene esamb). NCBI's taxonomy places the organism in Eukaryota, Metazoa, Chordata, Actinopteri, Syngnathiformes, Syngnathidae. Gene Ontology annotation, molecular function: cell-cell adhesion mediator activity. The transcript has 7 exons. Gene Ontology annotation, biological process: homophilic cell-cell adhesion. Gene Ontology annotation, cellular component: adherens junction; plasma membrane. The record is from RefSeq and is a predicted model, not a curated record. Bases 283 to 1566 code for a protein of 427 amino acids.
AGUGAGGGAAGGAGGCUGAGUGUGAGUGGGAGCAGGCAGGCAGGCAGGGAGGGAACACUCCACACGGGCUGUGGAGCUUCUUGUCGCCGGCACAAAAAAAGUGACGAGAGUCGGGCGGGGAAAGUGUCACGUCAGCCGCCGUGUGGAGGUUUGGACGCCAACAUGAGCGAACGCUUCCUUUCUGGCUCCGGGAGAGGACCUUACCUGCACCAUCAAGCCGCAGGUGUGUGAGUCUGUGCCCGGCAACUUUGAAGAGGCUCCCGCCGGCGUGGAUGUGGAACUAUGGACGGACUGACAGCCUUGCUGGUCUUCCUGUGGAGUGUUCAAGGUGACACCCACAAGGUGGAAAUCCCCCAGGAAGAAAUGGAGGUGGUCAAGGGCCAGAUGGUGGUGCUGCAUGCCUGGUACACGCCCAUCUCAGACAUCUCCAAGAACUCUGUCAUUUGGCACUUCACGGGGAAUCAGUCCAAGCAGGUGAUCAACUUCAGCUCAGGUGAGGUGGGCCACGGCCAGAACGAGUUCACCAAGAGAGCGGGCUUCAGCGCCGCCAUGCCCUCCGCCAACCUCUCCAUCUUCAUCAACAACACCCAGGAGUCCGACUCUGGACGCUACGUGUGCAACGUCAUCAUCCCCGGGGGCGCCGGCAUUUCCGGACAGAUGCGCCUUAAUGUCAAAGUCCCCCCCUCCCCCCCUGUGUGCACCAUGACAGGCGAGCCGGUCGUCAACGGCAACGUGACUCUGAGCUGCAAGUCCGACCACGGAAAGCCGGUCCCUCAGUACAAGUGGACCAAGUCCGCCCCCAUGUCGGAGGUCUUCUUCUCGCCAAUGCAGAACGAGAGACAAGGCACCCUGCGGCUCAGCAACCUGACCAAGAGCAUGUCUGGCAAGUACAUCUGCCGAGCCAGCAACACAGCCGGCUCUGACAGCUGCUCCAUUAACCUGGAGGUUAUCACCUCGUCCAACGCCGGCGUGAUUGCGGCCGCCACCCUCGGGUCCAUGGUGGGACUGGUCGCCAUGGCGAUCUUCCUCAUAUUCCUUCUGAGGAGGAGGCGGGACACCGAGGAGGAAACGGCCAAUGAGAUCAAGGAGGACGCCCAGGCCCCAAAGCGAGUGUCCUGGGCAAAGAGCAACACGGGUUCAGACAUCGUGUCCAAAAACGGCACGUUGUCGUCCAUCGCCACCAGCCCUCGCCCCGGGGACCACCAUCACCACCGUCAGCCCAACUUCCACUACCCCUACACCCCGUCGUCCACCACGGACACGGGCUCCGUCAUCAACGCCUACCAGCUGCGACCCGGCGAGGCCGCCACCCUGCAGGGACUCCCGGGCUACAACGCGGGCGGGACCCCGUCGCGCAAACACAAGCGGCCCCCAAGCGCUAACGGAGCCCCUCCCCAGGUCCUCCGCGGCCCCCCGGUGGCCGUGCCCGACCGGACUGAAGGGGCCCAGCCUCAGAUGCCGCCCCCCUUCACGGUGUCCCCGCAGGCCAGCGCGUCCACGCUGACCCGGGCGGGCACGGUGGCCGUCAUGGUGCCUGCUCACAGCCAAGCGGGCUCCCUGGUGUAGCGUGGCGUGUUUGGAACAUUUGCCUUGUUGGAGGAAAACCAUUUCAAAGCUUGUUUGUGCUUCUUUUGCCGACUCUGCACAUUUUCUUUUUCUACUGACGUUUGUUUGGAACACUUGUCGUAUUUGAAAAAGGCGCAGCAUCCAACAUCCAUUAGUCCCCCCCCCCCCCAUCGGUCAUCGUUAUUGCUGACGUUUUGAACGUUUUUGCGUUGGACUACUCGACUUCUCUCAGGCUAAAAGGCUCCAAGUUCAGAGCAAAAACCACCACAAAUAAAAGUACAAUUCAGGUUUUUCUAAAAGGAUUUGAUUUCAAUUUUAGCUCUGGUUUGUCGUUACCUGUGACGGUGGAUGGAAUGUAACCAAAAACAACUUUGCUGGUUGAUUUAUGACAGUUAAUGUAUGAGGACGUGCUUGGAUGAGGGACAUCCCAUAAUGCACUGCUUUGUGCAGGCUGACAGCCUUGUUUGUCUAGUAGAAUUUAUACGGAAUGCUUGGAGAAUUGACAAAAAAAAAACAACUAAACAGUGUUACAGUAUUUGUAAAUGUUGGACAGCUACAUGUAGCAUUUGAAAUGCAUUUUUUUUCCAAUAAAAGUGUUUCAUUACA